AUGGCUGGCAAGGCAGAGGAGGUCCAAGCGUACGCGGACCGCAACGAAUGGGCGAACUUCUUCGCUGCGACCAAGGCUGCCUGCGGUCUCACAGUCACGGGAACCACUCCUCUUCGCGGCGCCAACAAAGUUACCCUGCUCACUGAAAAGGCACAAAUUCUAAAGCUCUUCGCCGACCGCUUCAGAAAUGUCCUCAACCGCCCUUCCGCCGCCAUCUCCGACGCCGUCAUCGUUCAACUGCCUCAUAUGGAGACCAACGCCGAUAUCGACCUCCAAGUCUCUCUCCACGAAACCAUCAGGGACGUGCAGCAAAUCUCUGGCACUAACCCAUCCAGAUCAGACGCCAUCCGUGCUGAGAUUCACAAGCACGGCGUCCCCAACUUAUGGAUCACUUCACAGCGCCCUUUCAGGCGAUGA
This is a messenger RNA of Spirometra erinaceieuropaei, 417 nucleotides long. The record is from the annotation of a GenBank genome assembly. Lineage: Eukaryota; Metazoa; Platyhelminthes; Cestoda; Diphyllobothriidea; Diphyllobothriidae.